AGGGCGGACUCUCUCUCUCUCUCUCUCCUUUUUUUAAUCCGCGGUCUCCAAUGAACAUGUGUAAACGCACUUCCUCCUCCUCGUCCUCCUCCUCCUCUUCCAGCUGCUGCACUCUUGAGGACGCUGCAAAUCUGUAAUUUCCAGAGAGGGUUUAUUUUCGGCCGCCACGGCCAGCUUGGUCCGGAUUCUGCUUCCCUUCUUUCUCUCUCUCUCUCUCCUUCUCCCGUUAAGAAAAAGCCAAGGAAAAAGAGCACGGAAAGCUCUCUUGCUUCGGCGUGGCGCGCGAGAGAGGGUGGGGUGGCCAGCCAAUCCAGUGGCGCAGGAGGAGAGCCGAGGUAACCCAGCGAGGCAGCCUCCGGGGUACGGAAAGCGAGGUAACGCGUUCUGCGGGGUAGAUUUUUUUUUUGGGGGGGGGGGGGCGCUUGCUGCUAGCCCGGAUCCCAGGCUGGAAGCCAUGAUGGGGGAAGCGGAGGUGUCGAUCCACGGCGGGGCUGCGAGCUGAGCUUUUGGACUCGCAGCGGCAGCGAGGGGAGGACGCGUCUCUCUCCAGGAUGGUGCCCUGCCGGCGCGCGAGAAGGACCUGCUGCUGCUGCUGCGACCACGCGGCGCGGAUCUUGCCACCCGUCACCGUCUGAACGGCGCUCGUGGGGACUGGCUGGGGAUGAUGGAAUUUCUCACCUGGGUCUUGCCUGCCUUCCUGCUUCUCUGCUCUCAGCAGCACACCUGUACCAGAGCUAUGAACGACAUUGGCGAUUACAUCGGGUCCAACGUAGAAAUCUCUUGGCUGCCCAAUUUGGAUGACUUGAUAAAAGGAUACGGACGCAAUUUCAGGCCUGGGAUUGGAGGCCCUCCUGUUAACGUUGCUCUGGCCAUUGAGGUAGCCAGUAUUGACCACAUCUCCGAGGCCAACAUGGAAUACACAAUGACCGUCUUCCUGCAUCAAAGCUGGCGGGACGACCGGCUGUCCUACAAUCACACGAAAGAGACUCUGGGCUUAGACAGCCGCUUCGUGGACAAACUCUGGCUACCGGACACCUUCAUCGUCAACGCCAAGUCUGCCUGGUUUCAUGACGUCACCGUGGAGAACAAGCUCAUCCGGCUGCAGCCCAACGGGGUCAUUCUCUACAGCAUCAGGGUUACCUCAACAGUGGCUUGUGACAUGGACCUGACCAAAUAUCCCAUGGAUGAGCAAGAAUGCACGCUGGACUUGGAAAGCUAUGGCUACUCCUCAGAGGACAUUGUCUACCAAUGGUCAGAAAACCAGGAUCAGAUCCACGGUUUGGAUAAGCUGCAGCUUGCUCAGUUCACCAUCACCAGCUUCCGGUUCGCAACUGAAGUGAUGAACUUCAAAUCCGCUGGUCAGUUUCCCCGGCUGAGCCUCCACUUCCAGCUGCGGAGGAAUCGAGGGGUCUACAUCAUCCAGUCUUAUGUGCCUUCCAUCCUCUUGGUAGCCAUGUCCUGGGUUUCGUUCUGGAUAAGCCAAUCAGCUGUGCCUGCCCGGGUCUCCUUAGGGAUAACGACAGUCCUCACCAUGACGACCCUGAUGGUGAGUGCCCGUUCUUCGCUCCCACGGGCUUCGGCCAUCAAAGCCCUGGAUGUGUACUUCUGGAUCUGCUACGUCUUUGUCUUCGCGGCGCUGGUGGAAUAUGCCUUUGCCCACUUCAACGCGGACUACAUGAAAAAGCAGAAAGACAAGCUGAAGACCAGCAGGCAGACGGCAGAGGUCAACGUGAAGAACGCCAUUGUCAUGUUCUCCUUGUCCAUCGCUGGCGUCAACCAGGAACUGGCCGUCUCGAACCGGCAACACCGAGCCCCCAAAAACCUGCCCGGGUCGUUCGGCUCCGUGGAAGUAGAAACCGGGGAGACGAAGAAACCGCAGGAAGCCAAGCCGGAGAAGAAAAGCGGCCUGAAAUCCCUCUUCAAACCCAUCGACGCAGACACCAUUGAUAUCUAUGCCAGGGCCGUCUUCCCAGCAGCCUUUGCGGCGGUCAACGUCAUUUACUGGGUUGCUUACACCAUGUGAGGACCCCAAAGGGGGGCAAACGGUGUCACAGAUCACCAAGGAGCUCUGGGCCAAAGUACAUUUUCUAGAGCCAGGGAGGAUUUCGCUCAGACAAAAGACACCACACUGCUCCCCGCUCGGUUCUCCUUAACGUGGGCAAGGACCAGUCCAAGACCGCUGUCUUCCCCAGCUGGCAUGGGAAUGCCACGGAGACGUCGCCACCAAACCCUGCACGACACAUUGGCCUUUUGCCGACUUCAUUCCGAGCGCCGGCUUCCAGGAACCCGCCCCCGUAGACAGGGUCUCGAACCAUCGUGGUACAGCCAUCGCAGAAGUGGGCACAUCUGGCACGGACCUAGGAGAAGGUGGUGUGUCAAGGUCAAAUGAGAGAUGACGAGGAAUAGGCCACCAGGUUUCCAUCUGUUUCUUUAAAUCACAGCCAUUGUAGGGCCUUUAGCACUGGGUCAUUACUAAGACCCCAUGGCAGCAGGGGGAAGUUCAUCCUUUCCUCCUCCGUUGCCGUUUUCCAGGCAAAAAAUCACCUCCAGAUCUGCACAGAUAUGGUUUUUCUUCCCGGGCAAAUCACUGCUUCGGUGGGAGGGUGAAUGGGCACAGAUUUAUCUAUUUCUUCCUGGGCAAAUAGCAAUGUUGGAGCGAGAGAUAACACAGGAGAGAUGUUAACAUAGGGGACAUUAUGCCCACCACUCCCUGGUUCCAGUCUGCUGCUAUUCUGAACAACAGUUUAAAAGACGGCUGAAAUGCGAUGAUGCAUUUCUGGGUGCGUGCCGUUGGCGCCUCAGAGGGGUGUCAGGGCAGAGCGGCUUUGAAUGUUGGUUAUUUUUAUUGGCUGAAACGUUGGGUAGGAAUGCACUGGGGAAAAAGAAAUGAAGCUUUGAGGACGAUGAUUGGGGUUUUCAGCGUCGGGGUCGUCUGGCCCCAAGAGGUACCUGCUGGAAUGGUUGUCACUGGUUGGAUGAGUGAAAAUCCCAGCCAUCUAGCAGUCCGUUUAUUCAGGGUUCUGGUCAUGUCCCUUUCAUCGGCAGCACUGCAGUUCUGUUCUCUUGAUUUCACAGGUUUGUACCCUGGAUCCCAACCAGAGUUCCUCCAGAUCAGGGUUUCUUAACUUUGGGCCCCCAGUCAUGGUUGGACUACAACUCCCAGAAUCCCCAGCCACAAAGGCCAUGUCUGGGGAUUCUGGGAGUUGUAGUCCAACGACGACUGGGGGCCCAAGGUUAAGAAACCCUGCUCCAGAUGUUCCUGGACUACAAUUCCCAGAAUCCCCAGCUACAAUGUAUUAUGGCUGGAGAUGCGGGCAGUUGUAGUUUGGCAACAUCUGGAGGAAUCCAGGUUGGGAUCCACUGCUCUAUCGCAAGGCUGCCCAGAUGCAGGACUACAACUCCCAUCAUCCCCCGCUGCCACGGGGGUGAUGGGAGUUGUAGUCCGGCAACAGCUGGAGCACUGAAGUGUGCAGCCCUGCUCUGUACUGAAGUAAGGAGUUACCUGUUCCCCCACAUUUUGGGGGCCGAAGGUGAUGGGUGGGGGGAGAGAGGAAGCCGGCCCAUCUCUCUUCCUCUGCAGUGCUUGAGUUGUAAAUUUGGUUAGCAACGCUGGUUUAUGGUUUGUUUGUUUUUUAAAAAAAAUAAAUGUAUCAUUUUAUCUUGGAUAAAAGUAUUUAAAACACGUUUGGAUGAUCUUCUUUUAGUACCGCAUGCAAUAAAGCCGACUUCACAGGG
Molecule: messenger RNA, 3735 nt
Organism: Hemicordylus capensis (graceful crag lizard)
Lineage: Eukaryota; Metazoa; Chordata; Lepidosauria; Squamata; Cordylidae
Gene: GABRD
Product: gamma-aminobutyric acid type A receptor subunit delta
Exons: 9
Coding region: 662-2023 (453 amino acids)
Biological process (GO): nervous system process; monoatomic ion transmembrane transport; regulation of membrane potential
Cellular component (GO): neuron projection; membrane; synapse
Molecular function (GO): neurotransmitter receptor activity; extracellular ligand-gated monoatomic ion channel activity; GABA-A receptor activity
Source: RefSeq, a predicted model, not a curated record